UCGUGUUUAUGCUAAUUUAAAGAUGGCGAUAGUUCCUUAAUUUUUCUUUUGUUCUCUCAUUCUAUAUUUAUAAAUCAUAUACGUAUAAUACAUAUCAGAGAAUUAGAGGCACUGACAAACGAGUAUUAAUAGAAUUUUAAUAAAAUGGGUAAGGCAAAAGACAUAAGUUCAGACGAAGAUAUAACUGUAGAAACUAAUGAAAUAUCUCCACAAAAACGACAUAAGAAACAUAAACAUAAAAAACAUAAAAAGAAAAAAAUUACUCAUGAUGAUAAUGAUAGUUUUAAUGAUGUUACUGUUGAAACGGAUAAAAAAAAAACAUUUAGAGUUAAGAUAAAAAAAGAUGAUGAUAAAGGUCUAGAAAAAUCACGUGAAAAAAUGCAGAAAACAUCCAAUCUCAACACUGUAAGUGCAAGUCCAUCUCCAAAAACUGCUACAAAAAAGAAAGUUUUAAAAAAUAAUAAAGGUAAAGAUAGUGGUACUAGUAGUGAAGAAGAACGAUGGCUUGAUGCAAUUGAAUCUGGAAAACUUGAAGAAGUUGAUGAUGAACUAAAAAAAAUUAAACCAAAAGAUCCAAAACUAAUGACAGCACGUCAAAGAGCCAUGUUUGAAAGAAAAACUGAUACAGAACCAAAUCCAGCCGUUGAACAACUCAUGUCAUUACCAACAGGUUACAAAGAAAAAGUUAUGACAGCUGAAGCCAUACAAAAAGCUGCUCUUAAGUCAUUGAAAAGAAAACAGCUUGCUGAUGAGAAGAGAGAAAAAGAUAAGAAAAAAACAAUGGAAAGAUUAUUAAAAAAACAAGAAUCUAAAGCUUCAAAAGUCAUUAGUAAAGGAAAACCUUCUAGAAGACAAGUUCCUUUGGUUACAUAUCGUUUAACACUUGAAGGAAGUUCAAUAUCUUUACCACCUGGAGAAGAUUUUCCAUUACAACCUACAAAAGAAAAAGAACCAUCAAUACAAAUUCUUUGUGGUGUUAAUCAAUGUAAAAAUCUAAAAAAAUAUUCAUGUUCAAAAACUGGAAUACCUUUAUGCAGUUUAGAAUGCUAUAAAGCUAAUUUAUCUAUAUCUGUAUAAUAUGUAUAUAUUAAUUAUUUAAAUACUUUUAUUCUAAAAUUAUUUCUUAAAUUUAUCUAAUCCAUGUACGAAAUAUUUAUUUUUUUAUCAUAAAAAAAUAAAUUAUUUUUAUAAUUUCAAUAAAACCUUUGUUAGUAUAAUAAACAUUAAUGUAAUAGAAUUUACACUUUUAUAUAAAUACUUAUUAUUGAAUUUCUUAAAUAUGAAAACAAAAGUAAUAUAAAAUAUAAAAUUUUUUUUACUUGAAAAAAAAUAUUAUUUCACAUUUAAUUUUUAACAUUAUAAUUAAUUUGUAAAUAAUUCUGUAUAUAUUAUUAUAUAAUUGUUUUGUUGUAAUAUUUGUAUAUAUAUUUGAAUAUGUAUUUGUCAUAUUCUAACUUGUAAUUUAAAUAAAUGUAUUUUGUAAAUAAAAAAAACAGAAAGAUAUAA
Apis cerana (Asiatic honeybee) is the source of this 1506-nucleotide messenger RNA. RefSeq names its product INO80 complex subunit B. Gene Ontology annotation, cellular component: Ino80 complex. Gene Ontology annotation, biological process: chromatin remodeling. Lineage: Eukaryota; Metazoa; Arthropoda; Insecta; Hymenoptera; Apidae. The record is from RefSeq and is a predicted model, not a curated record.